Arabidopsis lyrata subsp. lyrata is the source of this 1405-nucleotide messenger RNA. Its product is annotated as YDG domain-containing protein At5g47150. Bases 266 to 1315 code for a protein of 349 amino acids. Lineage: Eukaryota; Viridiplantae; Streptophyta; Magnoliopsida; Brassicales; Brassicaceae. The record is from RefSeq and is a predicted model, not a curated record. The transcript is spliced from 3 exons.
UUUACAUUUCUAUAAAACAGAGAACAUUAAAUAGACGACAACACAAUUAAAAAAAAAAAACUCAAAAAUCUCUGCUAAUUCUUGUUUCGCCGGAGCCGGAGAGAGAGGUCGUAACUAACUGUUCGAUUCGCCGGAGACGGAGAGAACAAACGCAGGUGAGGUCGAAGAAGAACUCGAUCAGUAACAACAGAUUCUUAGGUGGAAAAAUCGCAUUUUUUGUCAACAUCUGAAGAAGCUCAUAGAGAAAGAUCAUCAUCAGAGGAAGAUGAGUGAUACUAAGAAGCGAUCUUUAGUCUUCGCCAUUCGAGACUUCCCACCGGGUUGUGGAACUCAUAUUGAUGUUUCGCCGAGGUUUAAUCUUCCAGCUGACAAGUCCUUCAAGAAUCAAAGAACUGGUGAUGUUUCUGGCGAGAAGAAUCUGAGUUUUGCAGCUCCUAAACCGGAAGGAACUUGUCUCAAACGAGAAUCAGCUGAUCAUGAGGACCAUAUCGUUGCAGCUCCUGAACCUAAGGGAGAAAUGGCUGAUGAUCAGGAUCAUAUUGUUGCAGCUCCUGAACCUAACGCCAAGCGAGAACUAGCUGAUCAGGAUCAUGUUGUUGCAGCUACUACAGUACCUUAUGCAACUUCAUCUCACAGACAAGAACUAGAGAUCAGAAACUCUGAUUGUGAUCCUACUCCUCGUGAGAAAGUGCUCGAGGUAUUGAGUCUUUUCAAACAAGUAUACAGCCAGUUGGAUCGAGAUAAAAAAGCAAGACGCUGUGGAGAUUUUUUGGAUGCAACAAGCAGAAUCGACCUCAAAACACUAACUGUCUUAGAGAAUAUGGGUAAACAAGUGAACACAGAGAAGAGAAUCGGAUCAGUUCCCGGAGUAGAAGUUGGGGAUGUGUUUCAGUACAAAACUGAACUCCGUCUCGUCGGGCUCCAUUCCAAGACGAUGUGCGGUAUCGAUUACCUGAAAAUCGGAGAUGAUAGACUCGCGACAAGCAUAGUAGCAUCAGAAGGGUAUGGAUACAAUGAUACAUUCAAGUCUGGUGUGAUGAUUUAUACAGGUGAAGGAGGUAACGUGAUCAGCAAGGAUAAGAAGACUGAAGAUCAGAAAUUGGUCAAAGGGAAUUUAGCAUUGGCUACUAGUAUGAGGCAGAAGAAGCAAGUGAGAGUGAUUCGUGGAGAAGAGAGAUGGGAUCAUAAAGGGAAACGAUACGUCUACGAUGGUUUGUAUAUGGUUGAAGAAUAUUGGCCUGAGAGAGAGGUUAGAGGAAAAACUGUGUAUAAGUUCAAGCUUUGUAGAAUUCCUGGUCAACCUCCAUUGACUUGAUAUUAGUAUUGUAAAGAUAAAUGGAAAUAAAAAUCCAUGAUGAUCGUAUAAUAAGAUUUGAGAAAAAAAAAAAUUAAUUGUAGAGAUAAA